Messenger RNA from Andrographis paniculata, 417 nucleotides. RefSeq lists its product as uncharacterized. The transcript has 2 exons. The record is from RefSeq and is a predicted model, not a curated record. NCBI's taxonomy places the organism in Eukaryota, Viridiplantae, Streptophyta, Magnoliopsida, Lamiales, Acanthaceae. Bases 57 to 365 code for a protein of 102 amino acids.
UUGGGCCAUAUCCUAAUUCAGAAGCCGUCAGCAAGAACCCUACUCGCGACUAAUCAAUGCGUCUGCAAGAUUUGCAACAAGGGUUGUCAAAGGGGUUAGAAUCUGCUAUUGCACAAAAGAGCUCACAAUUUUUUGGCAAGAUUGGAAAGGAAGGGGACAAAGUGUUCAAUGAAAUACGCUUGACAUGCGAGAGGAAGGAGGACUACUGUCGUGGCGGAACCCUAUUUACAAGCCGCAGUAGUACUCCUGGGUCUUGCACGUCGUCUUGCAUUGCUCCUUCCAAUCCGACUUCAUGGUGUACUUAUUCGAGCACUUGGUGCACUCCCACAUCUUCUCGCAAUGCUUCCGCCGGUCGUGAUUCUUGAUCCCGGUAAAGUCCCCCAAUGACAUCUCCGGACUAUGGUGCAGGCCGCUACU